Messenger RNA from Sinocyclocheilus rhinocerous, 1533 nucleotides. RefSeq names its product multidrug and toxin extrusion protein 1-like. Gene Ontology annotation, biological process: transmembrane transport. The record is from RefSeq and is a predicted model, not a curated record. Gene Ontology annotation, cellular component: membrane. Gene Ontology annotation, molecular function: antiporter activity; xenobiotic transmembrane transporter activity. The transcript has 14 exons. The coding region runs from base 1 to 1533 and encodes 510 amino acids. NCBI's taxonomy places the organism in Eukaryota, Metazoa, Chordata, Actinopteri, Cypriniformes, Cyprinidae.
AUGGAUGUCUCGAGUCCCAGAACUGAAGCCCUGUCAAUGGAGCCCAGUGCCAAGCUGUUUUGCUGUGGUUUCGUGAGGCGUUGCAUCCCUCUGGUGUAUAGAGAAGAGCUAUACCACAUCCUGCGCAUGACUGGACCCCUGCUUGUGUGCCGGUUCCUGAAUUUCCUCCUUUUCUUUGUGGUGACAAUGUUCUGUGGCCGCCUGGGGAACACUGUGUUAGCAGGCUACGCCAUGGCCUCAGCUACAAUAAAUGUAACAGCUGCAGCGACGGGGUUGGGACUUGCUUUGGCAUGCGACACUUUGGUAUCACAGACAUUCGGGAGUAAGAACCUUCUCCGUGUAGGUGUCAUCCUGCAGAGAGGCAUCCUAAUUCUGACGCUCUUCAGUUUGCCUUGCUGGGCUUUGCUUGUGAACACCCAGCCUCUACUUCUCUAUCUGGGGCAGGACCCUGAAGUGGCCAGGAUUGCACAGCUCUAUGUGGUUGCAUUUUUGCCAGCAAUUCCGCCCACCUUGUUGGCAGAGGCUAUUUACACUAGUUCCACCCACCAAUGUCUGGUUGACAUAGACAACAUUACUAAAGAUGCAAGUUAUGCCACAAGAAUGCUGAGUGAGGUGGACCUGGCUGCUCAACACGUGGUUAUAAUGCUGGCGUACAUCAACUACAAGAUCCCAUUAGGAAUGCAAGGUGCAGCGUGUGUUCGUGUGGGAAACGCACUUGGCGCUGGGGAAACAGCUGCUGCCAUCCUCACCAGCAAGGUGUCUCUCAUCAGUGCAGCUGUUAUAGCAAUCUUUCAAGGUUUUAUCCUGGGCUCCACAAAAACAGUCAUUGGCUACAUAUUCACUUCCGAUGAGGCUAUAGCAGAACUUGUGUCUCAGCUACUGAACAUCUACUGCCCUCUUCAGUUCUUUAAUGGAAUAUUGAGUGUUGGCAUGGGCAUUCUGCUUGGCACAGGGCAGCAGAAGAUAGCCGCUAUUGCUAACCUCUUUGGCUACUACUGCAUUGGCCUCCCAACAGGCAUUGUUCUAAUGUUCACGGCCAAGUUACAAGUUGCUGGCUUUUGGCUAGGCCUCCUCAUUGCAGUCUUUUUGCUAGCAAUUUUUUUCGUUGUGGCUAUUUUCAAAUUAAACUGGAAGAAAAUGACAGAAGAGGCAAUUGAGCGUACAGGAAAGAGUGCAAAUGGAGCAGCAAAUGGAGCAAUGACCCCGAACCAUCGCAACAGCAUCUACCAGGUGGUCCUGAAUGCAGAGAAUGGGAAUGGAUAUGUGGUUGUGGGCUCUCACGAUCAGGAUGAGGGGCUCAACCAUACUGUGGUACACGAGGGGCCAAACGUGACUCACAUGGAUGAAAAGCCUGCAGUUCUGCUCUCUACCGCUCAGCUGAUCCUCAGGAGGGGUCUGACCACCCUCGCUGCUCUUCUCAUCCUAGCUGUAGGGAUAGCCGUCCAUCUCACUGUACCUUUACCUAACGUAUCUUAUGGUGCUGGUGCAAAUUUUACUUCAGACUCAAACUUUACGACAGCCACUCCCAUCUAG